Aureobasidium namibiae CBS 147.97 is the source of this 1908-nucleotide messenger RNA. RefSeq lists its product as uncharacterized. The transcript has 3 exons. The coding region runs from base 1 to 1908 and encodes 635 amino acids. The record is from RefSeq and is a predicted model, not a curated record. NCBI's taxonomy places the organism in Eukaryota, Fungi, Ascomycota, Dothideomycetes, Dothideales, Saccotheciaceae.
AUGCCACAUCUAUCCUCAACAUUCAUCCUCGAGGAACUCCAGUCGCCAGUCCGCAGCUUUCCUGGUAUCAAGGUGCUAUCAUCUGACGGGAUCAAAUGGAGAAUUGAUCGCAUUGGAGAGGCGUUUGCCAACGUACAGUACGUGCUCGUCUUUACUCUUCUGUUUACUCUUCUCUCAGUUCACCUAACCAACAACAUCUACAGCUUACAGACACUCGCAUCGAACGAUCGCGUUGUCACUCCUGUCCCUGGCUACGACACAUCAUCAUCUUUGCAUGCCCCACCAAGUUCCCGCCGCAUUCCUUCGACUGCACUGCGCGCGGCAUCCCGUGCAUCUAGUCAACGCAAGCCUCACUCGGAAUCCAAGAAACAGGCGUGGAAAGAGACAAAGAUGGGAGACGCCAUCAUAAAGCGUCAACCUUCACCUCCCCGCUCCAAUGCAUCCAAGGUCCGCGAGCCUCGCCCGACCAUCGUUCUGUCUUCAGGUGACGAGCGGGAUGAUCCCAUCAAGGAGAAUGACUACAUGCUCACCGGCUACCACGCUGCCACAGGCGCAUAUCGUCUGUCCAUGAGCAAAGGCAAACGCCACCUCGACACCAGUCCGUCCAUCACUGAGAAAUCAGGCAGGCCAGUCAAGAAAGAGGGCAGUCGCCAUCCUGCAAGCCGCCCUUCUAGCCCCAUUGAUUCGUCUGAUGAAGAGGGCGACGCCGCUGAAUUCAUCAGACACCGUCAAGCCAGUUCGCGUUGGGGAGAUGGAGUCUCCGAGCCAGAUGUGAAGUUAUCGGGCAAGCCACUUAGUGUUUCUACAAUCGGUCGACAGACGGCAUCCACCCUUACAAUGGUUACACAUACUCUCCGUCCUAACGGAUUGUUUGGAUUCACAUGCCCGGCCCGUUCAUGCCACGAAGCCUUCGACAAUGGCUUGACAUACGAGCAAUCUGUGGAACACGCUCUCCUCCACGGUAUCGAGAUGUUCGAGAUGGGCCUGCAUGGAUGUCCAUUUGGUUGCCGGCUUGGAUUCAUCGAUCCCCUUCAACAAAGACACCACGUCCUCUUCGACUGUUACUUUGCUCCCCGUGCGCCCUUGCCCGACUUAUACCGAGACGGCAUGCAUCUCUGCAGCCACCCUGAAUGUCGUUCCAAGUAUGACACGGAUGCCCUAAUGCGCCAGCAUUACUCGAAGGUCCACGCACCCGAUAUGUACCAGGCAGAUUCAGCCGCCCUUAACCAAGAUCACUCACCGCUCGCACACGACCCGCAUCCUGAGCAACUUCGACCCAUCUUCCUUUCUCCUUCGCCACAAGCCAUCAUCUGGUGGCCAUCCCAAGCAGCCUGCUAUUUCGAUCCUUGCGAUGUCCUCCUCUAUAGAGUAUCGCAUUCUGCUUCUGAUACUUUGUACGACUCCGCUCUUCUCGAGCUUGUACCUCUCACCACCAGCGAUCUUCUAAUCCUCUGGAAGACCAAAAUUCGCAGUCUACAAAUGGCAGUGCGGUACCCCGAGGCAUCGGCUGGUCGCACAGCGGGGUCCAUUCACAGUGUCCAGAUUCAGGCAUGGAAAUUUACUGAGCUUCCUUCCAACGAGACAUCAGAUCCAGCGGCACAUCUAUUUCCUCCCAUUGCACCCGCGUAUGCCUCACGUAGCCAGCUCCCGUCACCCCAACUGCUCAAGCAGUUAUAUGCUGCCACAACUCAGCGCCGCAAGGUCCAUCUGACCUUCAUCUUUCGACACAGCCAAUCAGCCACAAAGUUACACGAUCAAGAUCAUGUCCGCGAGGCAUUAGCGUUGGCAUCGCACAUCAACGGCCGCGGCAGCGUCACUGUCGUCAGUGUCUCGGUCAUAUAUGGCAAGUAUAUCAAGGGUUGCUUUGCUCCAUCCUUUGGAAACGACAUGGAAACAGAGUUGGAGUAG